GAUCAAUUUAAAAUACAGAUAUGUACGACUUGUACACGAACACACGUAUGAGCGAAGUCGUUCAUGUUUUCUGUGUCGCAUCUGACAAUUUGACAGUUCUAGCUCGAUAGUAUUAAACAUGGCCGUUCGUGCAGAGAAAUUACUGUAAUAUAACACUAUUGAGGUCUAAAAGAAGUGUUAUUGAGAGAUAUUUCAAUAAAGGACAAUUAUGUUCGAGUCUCCGAGAAGCCUUCAGGAGGUUUGUGUAGACUUUAUUUGCGACAAUGUAUUAGUAUUGUGCGAGGUCCAUCCUGGCGACAGUGGGCUUCCUGUCAGUACACUACCACCUGCUGCCAUUGAUGAGCAAAUGAGCACAGGAGAUGGUCGCACAACAGUAUCAAGUGUAUCGUCAGUCACUAAUCUCUCAUCUCUGAACUUAUCAGCUGGUUCAGCAACCAGACUAAGUUUUAAGGAUCCAGAUGCAUUUUUACCUGCUGAAAUAUCUGAUCAACUGUUAUCCAGCUUAUGCGAACGAAAAGCAUUAUCUGAUCUGACUAUUACUUUAUUCGAUUCAAAAACGACCAGAUUACGCCAUGUAAGACUAAAAGAUGCAUCGAGCCUUUCUAUAAAAGGCUUAAAAGUUUUAAGUCAACAUAAGGUUGUGGAUUUGGAAAUAGAUGGACUUAAGAUUAAUGUCAACGAUUUGAUUGGCUGCCUGGGAGAAUGGAGUUUGCAAAAUCUAAGAUCCUUAAGUGUGGCAAAGGGUAGCUUUAUGGAUUGUGCUAGGUCUUGUGUAGUCGCGGCAUUGACUAAACUUCGAGCAUUACAAACUCUCAAUGUUUCUGGAACUGAGUUUAAUAAUCAUGGUCUCGAGAUUGUUGUCGAAGACCUACAGCUCUUAGAAAAUUUAGACAUUUCUUGUACACGAGUAGACGAUAUAACACCAUUGAAAAAGUGUAAGGACCGAUUGAAGUCAUUGAAAAUGUACAAUUUAAAAGUGAGCAGUUGUGGAAACCUGAUACCCGUAUUAUUGGAGCUGAAGAAAUUGAUAAAUUUGGAUAUAUCCGACGAACGAGAUGCCUUUCCACUUGAAAUGUUUGUUCCAGUUAGAUCUAAAAUAUCGGAUCUCUUGAAAGCCAGUUUCUGUAUGCCGUAUCUAGCUAGUCUAGAUAUCUCAGGUAGAAGAAAGGAUGAAAUACACAGAAAAGAUUUGAGAACGUUUAUUAAAUAUCACCCACAUUUAAGAUUUUUAGGCCUUGUUCAUACAGAUGCUUGUUAUGAUGACACUCUUAUUAAUCCCAUUAAUAAAAGUUACAGACGAAGUCUUGUGGUGAGUGGGACCGCAUCAGAGUCACAAAUUUUAGAAUCACUGAGACGAUACUGGUGCCGCCCAAUUUAUGUGCAAAAAUGCCUUUAUAAUUUAUUCCGUUUAACGCCAAACUUUAGUGAGGCAAGAGUUGACGUUAUAAAAUUAGUUAUACCUGGAAUGAAGGCUCAUCCCCAACAGUUUGGUGUACAAAUGGCUGCAACAGCAUGUCUCUACAAUCUUACAAAAGGAGACCUAGCGAAUAAAAUCCAUCCAUCGAUAUUAAAACAAAUUGUUGAUUUAACAUUGACAGCCAUGGAAUCGUUUCCAAAUCAUUACCAACUACAGAAAAAUACGUUACUUACGCUGUGCAGUGAUAGGAUAUUGCAGGAUGUUACUUUUGACAAAUAUAGGUGUGCAAGACUUGUGAUGAAUUGUCUGUCAGCAUUUGAUGAUCCUUCAAUGAAUCGAAUGUCAGUUGCAAUAUGCUCCAUUUUGGCAGCUAAAAUUUCCACCGAUGAAACAUCAAUGCUGGGGGCACAACCGCAGUACAUGUCUAAACUAUUAGCCAUGAUCCGGUCUAAAGUUCAAACAAAAUCUGUGGACAUUACCAUGAAGUUUACGUUGAGCGCCCUUUGGAAUUUAACUGAUGAAAGUGCAACGACAUGCGCUGUAUUUCUCGAAGAAGGUGGCAUGGCUCUAUUUCUUGAAGUACUGAAAAGUUUCCAAGGAGAGUCUAGUGUCGAAACAAAGGUUUUGGGCUUGCUGAAUAACAUAGCAGAGGUACCUCAUCUCAGGCAAUGGCUAAUGCAACCUUCUUUUAUAACGAUGCUCUCGUCACUUUUGGAUUCCGAACAGAUUGAUGUAUCCUAUUUUGCGGCAGGAAUUGCUGCACAUCUGUUGAGUGAUGGACCAUGUGUAUGGGCUUCGGUACCGUCUUUACCACCUAGGUCUCAAUUAUUGGAUCAGUUAGCUAAAGCAGUGACCAAUUGGCAAACACCUCAGAGUGAAAUGGUUGCAUAUCGAAGUUUUCAGCCAUUCUUUCCUCUUUUGCGAUGCGCCGAUGCACAUCCUGUACAAUUAUGGGCUGUAUGGGCAAUACAUCAUGUAUGCACUAAGAAUCCCAAACGGUAUUGUGGAAUGCUGUCGAGAGAAGGUGGUGGUGCCAUACUAGCAUUGCUCGCAAAGGAGAAGAGCGGUGACACUCAGCCUAUCGUGCGUACCUUGUGCCUCUCCGUGCUUGAAGCAUUGGCCACUCACUGUUGACCAUUUACAAUUUGACAAACGAGUACCAUAUACCUGGUAUACUAGUCAAUUUUAUCCCUCUGUUGAGGCAAGCUUAAAUUUCAAUAAUAUACAUGGAAAAACGCAGCGCAAUUGCAUUUUUGAAUGAAAAAUUGAAUCAAAAAUUUCUACUCGCAUACAUAGGUGGUAUCGUUGAUGGAGAAAAAAGAGGCUGUGAAGGAGUAUGUGUGGUCUGCGCUGCGGAAGCAGCCAUCUCGGAUCAAACGAGAAAUAUAAUAUAUAGAUCAUAUGCACUUAGUGCAUUAAAGAUACGGAUUUGCAAAUGAUAUUUAAAAUCCUGUAAAUUGGCAAAUUUGGACAAAAAUUAUUUGAGCAUACUAUUGAUAUGUUGGCAGAGAAUAAGUAAUGCUUGCUAAAAAUAACGUCGAGCAGCCCUGUUUCACAAAAUAAGAUGAUAAACGUUGAUUGUUUCUUAGAUUUUUAGUAUCUCUUACCUAUUUUUUAAACUUCCAAUACGGUGUGAACGGCUAGUUUUAUCACAUGUAACUCAAUUUAAAUUAUUUUCAUAAAGUUUUAACAACAUAGUUUUAUUAUUUGAUUUGUGAGUAUUAUUACCCGCUUUGACUGUAUCUUCGGUCAAUGCUAUCUGCAAGACAUUAAGAAAUUUGUUACAUGGUAGCCGGUUUUUUUUAUCGGAAAUUUACUUGCUGUGAAAUUUUAUAAAGAAAAUGUAAAUCUGAAGAAAUAUGUAAAUUUGUCUACUGGUUUUUUACAAAUCUCUCGACAUCUUUUGUGCUACAAUUGUAGAGCAUAUUUCGAUCUUGAGCGGUUCUUUUUUUUUUUUUUUAGUCACUUUCAUUCGGUCACGAAGAAAUAUCUUAAUUCGAACUGAUUGCAAGGAAAACGUAGUAUUAUUACACUUACUGUUCAUACCGUUUGUAGAAAAGAUUUGUCCAAUGGUUUGGAUUUUAAAAUACCUGUUCGCAAAUAUCUAUAAUGGAUAGGAAAUUGCUGUUGUUUCUUGAAACAGAUUUGUGUGUCUGUUAAUAACAAUACUUAAUUAAUAAUGACAAGUUUAUUGCAUCUUAUUGAUAGAAGAUAGCGCAAACUAGUGUUUUGCUAUUUUGAAUUUUCGAGGUAAUCCUUAUCAAGAUUUUAAGUUAGCAUCGGAAAAUUUUAAGUAGGACUUAUUCUGUUUUUUCAUGUGCAGUAUCUCAGUAUAUCUGUUAUGAACUAAUACACCAAAUCUUGUAAGUAGGAAUUUUCAUUUCGUCACUCGACGAGUCUUUUUUGAUUCGAUUUUUCUGUAUUUGUUAAAAAUAUUGUCAAUAGGCAGCUAUAAAUAGAGAUAUGCAUGUAAACGUUAAAAAUAGAUAAAUUUGGAAAUAUUCAGUAUGCAUAUCUCCUUAUUGAAGUAAAAUAAUUGUUAAAAAUAGUGUCAGCAAUAUUUAAGAUGAAAGUGAAAACAUUUGAGAAGAAAAGAUUGAUCACAAUAUCCGGAAAGUUCCGUCAGAACUUUUUGUCUUACAUGAUAAAAAGUGCAAAGCACAAAUAUUUCGUUCAUUGGAAAUAUAUUGCUCUAUUACGUCUCGAUUGUCAUGUUAUAAAUUUUAUUGGCUAUUAAAUAUAGAAAAAUGUCUUUCUAUAACUCCAAAUGUACAUUAUGUGUAUAGUAUAUUCUGCCAUUAUACAUAAAAAAAGAAAUAUUAGUUAUAUCGAAGUAUUUUACUUCAUAGUUAACCCAAUGAAAUGGUACCUACAGUAAAUUAUAUUUAUUGUUAAACAAUUGAUUAUAUAGCUUGUUGAUUGUAUGACUAUAGAGAUAACGCUUAGUUACAUGUAGUUUUUGCAAACCAUAAAGGUAUUUUACAGAAAAAUGAGUUUAUGUCACACAAAAAUUGCCCACGAUAUCUUUCACAGAAUUGUUUUCUACUCAUCUUUGUUAGAUUUGCUUUGUCCUUUUGAAUUGAAAAUUAAAAUGACUGCCUAUUUUUAUAUCUGAUUGAUACCUAUUCAUCAAUUUUUCUGACAUAAAUAUUAUUCAAAUGAACAGGUAAUUAUUUAAUAGUGACGGUUAGUUAUUUUUACUUCAAUACGGUUUCAUGUAUUUUUCUUGUUUCAACUUCUAAUGUGUUGUUAGUUUUGUUACGCUUUAUGUGCCAGAACAACUAAUCAAUUCAAAUAUUUGGAACAAUUAAAAUACGAACAAUUUACAAUACGAAUACUACCAGGUAUUUUUCAGAUUGGUAAACUGUUCAUGCAUUCAGUCCAACCGCACAGAACCAUUUUACACUAUCUAAUAUUCAAAAACCUCAAUGUGAAACAAACUAACACAAAAUAAAUUCUGGAAUUAUUCAAAAUACUCAUAUUUCGAAUCUUCGAUAUUGCAGAUUAUUUGGAACACAUUCAGCAAGUUUUGGCAAUGUUAGACUUUCGUAAAAUAUGGAAAACAAAGGGUUGAAUCAGGUAAAUUUGAAACUCAAUUAUUUCCUGGUUUUAUAAUAAUUUGCUCAUCAGUCGUAUCACGCACACUGCCAGUAAAUACGCCUUUCAUGUGUAAUAUCAAAUAAUAAUAAAAUAAAUAACUGCUUCAUAAUUUUCUAGAAGUAUUAGGCACAGAAUUGUUCAUCUAAUUUCCGUCCAAUGCACUGCUCUUGCUAAGUUUCAAUUUCUGCAGGAAUUGAGAGCGUAUCUUAUGUUUAUACUUGUUAGACGUGUUACGUAAACUAUUAAUAAUAAAAUUAAUAAAAAUAAACAACGGUAUGUGGAUGAAAGUAUACAAAGCACCAAACGUUUUUGAAAAUCUUAACAUAUUUAUUUAUGCUAUGUAAGUAUUACAAGGUGUUUUGGGUGUGUCAUAACAGAAGUAUUCUUAUCAUUAUCAUAAAUCAACUGCCAUAAUUUUUAUGAAAUUGGAGAAAGUAUAAUUUUUUUUGUAAGACAGUAAUAAUACGUACAAAACGAUGAAGGUAAACGUGUAAAGUCAAGAAACUGCAGCCAAUUGUCAACGUUUACGCACAAUCCUGUACUGUAUUUUUAUCAAAAAACAAAUUUGUAGUCCAAUUUCUUUUCCAUCCGCCCCAUCAUUAUACCAAGACUUGCCGUAAAAAGGUCUCAUAACUUCACAUUAAAAAUUUAUUCGCAAUUAUUGUUUGGCCAAUUGCAAUGCAAUAUGCGGACUAUUUAAUUUAAUUAAUAAUUUUAUUUCCAUUUAAGCAAAUGAGGCACCUCCAACUAAUUUAGUAACCUUGUGAUUUCUUUGUAGGCAAUAGUUUAGUUGGUGUUGUGAUUUUGUAUGAAGAAAGUAUUGCGUACUGUAAUGGCUGCUAGUUGGUAUUCAUUUUUGAACCUUACAUUUCAAAAAAGCUCCACUUCUUUCUCGUGAGUCUAUACAUCUGUGUAUUUGCAUAUAUGUAUGUCUAUGAAUAUAGACACACACACCAUAUAUUUUUAUCGGGUUUUUCCUAUACAAAAAUGCAAUUUCACCAUCUCUUGGUAUGAAAACUUAAUUUUGUGACCGUCACAGAGUAACUUGACUUUAGAGACAACGGUGUAUAAGAAGUUUUAAGAGAAACACCAUAAGUGAAAAAAUUUGUGGCCAAAGUGGAUAUUCGAAUUUACAAUUUCAGCUCAGUUUCUCCCUAGUAACAUCUUAUCACAUUGUAGCGAAUUAUGUUACCCAUGUGUAUUUAAGCCCACUAAGGUGUUCGACGAUUCUGUGCCGAUGUUUCGACAAGCUUCGUUGGACGAUGAAAGUUUUGUGCGCAGGUAUAUUGCUACAUCUCUAAGAAAAUGCCCAAUUGUAUUAUGGCGUCAAUUGUAUCUACAAAUUAAAGGAGUAUAUUGAACUUUGUGCAACAGUUUGGCUAACUUUUUUAUUAAACAAGAUUAAACAAAUUCUAGUUAUCUUAAAUUGUCACUCUUAUCAUCCGUCCUCGAAAAAUGUUAUUACUACAUUUUUGGUUCGCAAUUUAUAGUAUACAAAGCAAAAGAAUUUCUAUCGUUUGACUAUGCAUAAAUAAAAUUCAAUUCUUUGACUGUGAAUAACAUUAUACGAGAAAAUUAAGUCUCGAAUUACGAAUUUUCUCUUUGUAUUAUUAAAUUUAAUCUGGACUGUUAGCUUUAGGAAUUUGUUAGUUUUGGCUCUGUUAUUAAUAUUCGUUUUUCAGAAGUGUUAUGUAUUAUUAUACAACCGAUAAUAUAGACGUAUCACAUCAACGUCUAUUUUAAGGUGUAUUAUCUUAUAAAUUUUUAAAAGUUGUAUUGCAUUGUACACAUAAAAUAUUAUAACAGAGCCACCGAACUAACUAGUGAAAAAAGUAACUACUAAAAACAUUUUCAAUUUUUUUUCUUCUAAAGUAAUAAAAGACUCAAUAUCGGUAUGUAAGAUUACUACUUGAAAUGUUACUUUUCAAAAUAAGAAAUUUACAUAAUAUACUUCCCUUAUCUCUAGAUGAAAGAGAAAUAUAUUUAUCAAAGGACGUUACAUGAGAAUGGCUGUUUUGUCUGCAACAUCCAGAGAAUUGUUAGCAACAAAGCCAUUCAUGGAUUAGAUGCAUGAUGAGAUUAAUUGACAACAUAGCCAUUGUGUUGAUUCUUGUCUCUAGCAUCUGUUAACUCUGUGACACACAGUCCCCUAAGUAUGGGUUCUCAAUCAUCGAGAUUUUGCGACAG
This is a messenger RNA of Neodiprion fabricii, 7204 nucleotides long. RefSeq names its product protein zyg-11 homolog B-like. Gene Ontology annotation, cellular component: Cul2-RING ubiquitin ligase complex. The record is from RefSeq and is a predicted model, not a curated record. The coding region runs from base 209 to 2551 and encodes 780 amino acids. The transcript has 10 exons. Lineage: Eukaryota; Metazoa; Arthropoda; Insecta; Hymenoptera; Diprionidae.